AUGUGUGUAUGUGUGCGUGAACUUGUUUGCCUGAAGCAGAAAAUGAAAAGAGCACCAACCUGUAAUUAUCUUCUAAUAAAUAAACUUGUGUGUAAGCAUGAAGUGAAGGUGGUCAGUCAUUCCAGGCAGGCUUCUCUUAAUAUAAUUAUUUCUUUUACGAAAUGCUUAGAAUUCUUCUUCACCAACAGUCUUUCUCUCGAGCACACACUGAUCAUGUGUAUUCAACUGAUUUUAGGCUGCUGUUAUUCUGUUGUCUUGAUGAAAUUUCUCCGUUUUCUUUUUGCUUCUGUUUCGUUUACACUAUUCUUGGUUUCGUUUAGUGUUCACCAAUUUUCAAGUGUAAAUGCUUUCCAUUUAAAUUUCUAA
Trichobilharzia regenti is the source of this 366-nucleotide messenger RNA. NCBI's taxonomy places the organism in Eukaryota, Metazoa, Platyhelminthes, Trematoda, Strigeidida, Schistosomatidae. The record is from the annotation of a GenBank genome assembly.